UCUCUUGUCUUACAUUCUAUCAUGCAUUAGUCCAUUUCUAUUGUAUCUUUUACUCAAACUAUUAUUACUUAUUUAAAUAUUAAGUUUCUGUAGGAAAACUGAAUGUAUUAAAAUAAUAUUUAUAUGAUGAACACACAAUAGGCUGCAAAAAUGUGCAAGAAAUACAAUAUUUUACUUGCUCUAACUUAAUUGAAACAGUAAAUCAAUCAAUAAAUCAAUUACUCUACUACCUUAAGUGAUCAAUACUCAGAAAAAAAGUUUCCAAUUCAAAUACCAUAUUUGGUAUUAAAACUAGAUUUUUCAUUCUGGCAUCUGUAGCGCUGAGAACCAUUAGCAUUUUAUGACCAUAUACCGCUUCCUAACUAAGAUGGAGAGUGACACAUACAUUACAAAAAAUGUAUGUUUUAUUUUAAAUCAUUUAAAGAAAUAAUAAACUAUGACUAUGUGCAAUGGGAUGAAUCAUGUUACCCUACAAAUUCCAGUUCUCUAAAUCUCUAGAAAAAGAAAAAAAUAAUAAUGAACAUACAAUCUCCUCUAGCAUACUAUCUCAUUGUGAAAUUACUUCAGUUAUAAACGCUGAAAUAUUUUCAUAAACCCUUGCAGAGCUUGCAGGAGGUACAGCCUCUUGCAAGCUCUCAAAAGUUAUAAAAGUAAAGCGUAGAGGUAGUAAAUAAUGGAAUAACUAUUGAAUAUCUCUAAUCAUGAAUAGAGAACUUGGCACUGAAUUCAAUCUUUAUAGAUUUCUACUAACUUUUGUAUAUUGUAGAGAACUGUUACAAUUUUAUUUAUAAACAAGCAAUAUUAUUUGAUCGUAAUUCAGAUUUUAAGUUCAGCGCUUAAUUGAUAACGCUGCAUGAAACGAAACGCAUAAAGCUUUCUUUUUUGAGGUUUUUUGUUUGGCAACAAGGGCGCCAUUUUUAUUGACUGGUUAGAGUAGAUUCUACCAAUCUGGUAGAAAUGCAAAAUGUAGUGAAAACCAAACUGAUCAAAUUCUAAAAAAAUAUUGAAAUAAACUACGUCAAGUUCUAUCACCAUGGUAGAAUACGUUUUAAUUUCAAUAGAUGACAUUCUAAACUAAUUUUUGUUUGUAUGGCAACAAUUUACAAAAGGACGUCAUUUCAACGAAAAUAAAUCUACCAUUGCUUGCUUGCAGUUCAGUAGAAAAUUUAUGGGACAUCUAGGUACCCAGGAUUUCAUUUCAUUCAACUUUUCUAAGCUUUUCGCCCUUCGCGUUUGGUAUUCGCCACUUUGCCUGUUCUCGCAUUUUGUAAAAACUCUUAUUAUUAUCGUUCCGUUCAUUACAUGUAACGAUCAAUCAAUAUUCUCGUCGACGGACGUCGCGAGUGAUGAAUGGUGCCCUUUUUAUUUUAGCAAAAAAAAACAAAAAUACACUUGUAGGAAACCAGUGUUUUCUAACAUGUGAUUUCAAAUGUAAAUAAUUAAUUAAAAUUAUCCCACAAAAUGGACGUGAAAGGUUGUAAUCGUGGGUGUGAUGUGUGAUAACUUCAUAGUUGUUGUGUUUCGAUUGUUUUGUGAGUGUGAAACGGUGGUUUUUUGAAGGAUUUUGACGUAUUCCCUUCGGCGGAAAGCUGCUGAGUUUUCAACUAUUCCCGUCAACCUUCGCAAUGGCAAAAUGGCGUCACAAAAGAAAGCCAACGGCACUUUACAGAAAUUAAAAACGAAACAGGGUCAUGCAUAAUGACCUGAACGAACCUCAACACUCUUGUGAUAAAAAGCAGCCAAUCAAAAUAGGCCUAUUUUAUUAAUAUAGAACAAAAAACCCGCGUUCCUGUAGUCAUAGUCUCAAUUAGCAAGAAACCAAAGUAACUCAUUAGGGUCCUACCUCUAUUAGAAAUUUUUGAAAAAAUACGCAAAGGAAAAGUAUAUUUUCGAACCAAAGUUAGAGUUAAGGAUGUCGAAUCAAAUACCUAUAUACAGCCAGGUAGUCCCAAAAUCACAGUACCGGGCGAAAAAUUCGAAAGCAGCGAAGACCCAGAAUUCUCAGCGAAGCGACUUCGAUCCGUUGAAUUUUAACAACGGGGGGAACUUCGCCAUGAGUACUCCCGUUGAGGGUAAAGAGAAGAAGGAGCCGCGGGAUAGGGAAGCGCGGAGGAGCAAGGAGGACUCGGGAAGGACGAGGAGGGUGCGGAAUGAGGCGAGCGAGGGCAAGGUGGAAGCGUACCUAAGGCAGUACCAAGUCAGUAUACGGCAGCAGCAGCAUCGGCAUUCUGCUGUCAGGCAGGCUGAACAUCGAGUUAAUUUAAGAUCUCUUCCACUAAACGAUGUGGCGACUGCCCGCGGCCACGAUCGGACCCCGACUGACCGGCAUCGCGGCUUCCCCGAGAAAGACAGGGACGGUGCUAGGGAGCAUCGCCGCGAGAGGGACAGGGAUAGAGAACGGGAGAGGGAUCCAUUUGAUUUUGAUGGCACACCUCUUUCCCCGAUCGCCUCCCGCGCUCUCGACAAAGACCGCCCUGUCCGCAAGUCGACCUCCGCUCACCGGAUGUCGGAGACGAGCAUAUCUACCGACAAGAGAAGGUUCUUCUGCCGCGAGUGGGCCUUCCAGAAGAUAGCGCACUGUCUGGAGCAAAGGCCGGUCAGCAAGACCUGCGGGGCGCUUAUAUUGGGCGAUGCCGGUAGCGGUAAGACAGCGCUCUGCCAGGAGUUGAGCGAGCCCGGCCAGGGCGCGCAGGCCCGGCAGCAGCGUGCGCUCAACAGGCGGCUGCUAGCCAGGCACUUCUUACAGAGUUCCUCCGAGAGCAGCCUCCGCCCGGGCGAGUUCGUCCGCUCGCUGGCGAUGCAGCUGCUGAGCCACUCGUCGCGGCGCGGCCGGCCCGACGCGGGGCUGUCGCCCGCCGGCGGCCACACGCCGCACAGCCACAGGCGAAACUCUGACGAGGAGAGACUGAUCAACCGGUUUCGUGAACUCGGCGAUGAUGGAGAGGAAAGCUCCAAGCCGCUGCUGGAUAGCGAAGACCAGCGCUCAGACGAAGAAGAUGGCGGCGUCUGUCCCCGUCGCACGCGCACCAUCGACCGCGUGCGCGAGAGGGACGACUACACGGAGAUACAUGCAGACGCGCCGCUUAGCAAAGCUGAUGAUCUCCCAGAAAUAAUGCCAAGAUCAUCAGCCAAGCCCACGAACCCCUUCAUAUCUGACGACGACUUUCGCCUCUACGAGAACCACGAAAACCUAUUCCUAAGAAACAUUUCUCAACGCCAAUCGAAAGAGAUCAGAAACUCUCGCUUGCUACGCCAGUCCUCUGAACCGCUGUCGGAAAAGAAGGGUAAUGCGUUACAGAAGAGUCUGUCGACGGAGCAGAAGGAUAGCUCCGGCGAUGAUAAGAAGAUUGAGAACAGUCCGCCCAAGUCGAGGAUUCCUGUUGCUAAUUUCAGAUAUCCGAACAAAAGCGAUCUCCGUUCGGCCGAGUCUUCUCCGGCCAAGAAGCAAGACCGGCCUUCUACACCCAAGGAAGAACUGCCCGAAUACCAGAACAUUCUCCACGGGGAAGACGCGGAGAAGGUCACGGAGAAGGUGGAGAAGUUGGAGAAGAAAGAGGAUGUUCCCCCGCCUAUACCUAGUCUCCCGAUCAGUCCAAGGACGUUGAUAGCGAAUGCGUAUUAUGAUAAGCUGUUGUCCGAGCCUGAAAUACAACAGGCGUUGCUACCUCAGAACUUGGAGAAGAAUCCUGACGAAUGCUUCAAGAAGGCCCUGUUAUUCCCACUGCUGGAGAUCGACCCGCCCAAACAGUGCCUGUUCUUGUUGGUCGACGCUAUAGACGAAGGUAUUACGGGCGGCUCGGAGCGGCCCGCGUGCGAGGGCUCGCUGAGCGUGUGCAGCCUGCUGGCGCGCCACCAGCACCUGUUCCCGCACUGGCUGCUGCUCGUCUGCACCGCCAGGAAGCACUGCCGGGCCCUCACCAGGAUGUUCACAGGGUUUCGCAAGAUCACCCUCGACGAGUUGCAGCGAGCUCACGUGUCGGCUGAUGUCCAGCGUUACGUGUUGGCGCGAUUGGAUACGGAACCCAGACUCAGGGCGCGGGUAUCAAGCGAUUCCACAGCCGCGGCGGCGGCGGCUGCGGCUCUCGACCAUCUCAGGAUCAAGAGCGAUGGAUGUCUGCUUUAUUUGGAGAAGGUACUAGAUGGCGUUGCUGAUGGUUUCAUAGCUCUUCGAGAAAUCCGCGAGAUCCCGGGCACGCUGAACGGACUGUAUCUGUGGCUGGCGCAGAGAUUGUUCCACGGAAGGCGGUUUACUAAGGUCCGUCUCCUUCUGGACGUGUUGCUGGCAGCUCGCUGUGGGGUCACAGAGGAGAUGCUCUACAAGUGUCUUCUGACCAAGGAGUACAGCGUCACGAGAGAAGAUUUCAACAGAAGAUUGCAUUUAUUGAGAAGGAUCCUGGUGAUGGAGCGGGCGACGGGCUUCCUGUGGCUGUUCCACCACUCGUUCGCGACGUGGCUGCUGGACGUGAAGCACUGCACGCGGCGCUACCUGUGCGGCGCGCACGACGGCCACGCCGCGCUCGCCAUGUACUACACGCUCGACGCCAGGAGAUUAAGCGCUUUAGAGAUACACAAUUAUGUGUAUCAUAUGACGAGCUUAGAGCAGUAUUUGACGUCGCAGAAGAAAACUAAGACUGAACAGCCCGAGAACGAGAUAGACCUGCACACGCUGAUCCUGCUGUGGGUGCUGGACUCCGGAUGUGAUGUGGAGUCAGCUCUGAGGCGAGAUACGGAACACGUUCUACAGGCUAACGAGGACGAUAAACAAGAAUCGAAGCCCGAUGAAAAGGAAUGUGAUCCCGAAUCCGAAAGCAAGGACUCAACAUCAUUGGAACCAACGACGUUGGAGACUAUAAUGCCCGAGUUGAUAGCGGGUGAUACUAGCACGCGCUGGCCGCGCGACCGCCGUGUGCUGCGCGCGCUGCUAGAGCUGAGUCGAGCUGACUCCGUGCCCCCAGAGGCCGAUGGAGAGGAUAUGUUAUCAGACCAGCCUCUGGAAAACGACAACAACAACGAGACAGCGGAAGAACAGGAGGAUGCCGUGCCGUUAGACCCGAACGCUGUUCACGAGCUGGCGGCCAAGGGGGACGAGGAAAUGCUGGCUGCACUGUUGAAGCGCUACCCGCAGCUGGUGGAGGCGGCGGACGCGUCGGGCGGCACGGCCCUGCACGGGGCGGCGCGCGGCGGCCGCGCGGGCGCCGCGCUGCUGCUGCUGCGCGCCGGCGCCCGCCCCGACGCCGCCGACGGGGACGGCUGGAGCCCGCUGCGGGCCGCCGCCUGGGCCGGACAUACCGAGGUGGUGGAAGUUCUGCUAGAGUUCGGGUGUGAUGUCGACUGCGUGGAUGCUGAUAACAGGACGGCCUUGAGAGCGGCAGCCUGGUCCGGCCACGAGGCGGUGGUCUCCCGCUUGCUCGCUGCCGGGGCCGACCCCGACCGGGCGGACGCGGAGGGUCGCACCCCUCUGAUCGCGGCUGCGUACAUGGGACACGCCGAGAUCGUGCGAGCGUUACUCGACGCCGGCGCCCAGAUAGACCACGCUGAUGAUGAUGGUCGCACAGCCCUAUCGGUAGCUGCGUUAUGCGCAGGUGGUCUGGGCUGUGCGCAACAACUAAUAGAGCGGGGCGCAGACGUGUCGCGGGCUGACCGGGAUAAAGCCACGCCUUUAUUAGUCGCGGCUUUUGAGGGACAUACUGAGAUCUGCGAGCUCCUCCUGGAGGCCGAGGCCGACGUGGAGGCAGUGGACGCGGCCGGCCGCACCGCGCUGUGGGCCGCCGCCGCCGCCGGACACGCGCGGGCGCUGCGCCUGCUGCUGUUCUGGGGGGCCUGCGUCGACAACAUGGACGCCGACGGCAGGACCGUGCUCAGCGUGGCCGCCGCUCAAGGUAACGUUGAAGUGGUCCGCCAGCUCCUAGACCGAGGUCUAGACGAACACCAUCGAGACAACUCUGGUUGGACGCCUCUACAUUAUGCCGCUUUCGAAGGUCACAUAGAAGUAUGCGAAGCUCUACUCGAAGCCGGCGCAAAAGUCGACGAAGCCGACAACGAUGGCAAGGGCCCCCUCAUGCUGGCCGCCCAGGAGGGUCACAGUAGACUGGUCGAGCUGCUAGUAGACCAGUGGGAUGCGAGGGUAGACCAGCGGGCGCACGACGGGAAGACCGCCUUCAGACUGGCAGCUCUAGAAGGUCACAUAGACACAGUGGCAGCCCUCCACAGCCGCGGGGCGGACCCCGACGCUCUAGACGCGGACCGGCGUAGCACACUGUACGUGCUGGCGUUAGACAAUCGCAUGGCCAUGGCGCGAUAUCUGCUCACACAUUGCUCUGUCAACGUUGAUACUACUGAUAGCGAGGGUCGCACGCCCCUGCACGUGUCCGCCUGGCAGGGCCACACGGACAUGGUGAACCUGCUGCUGAAGGUGGGCGGCGCGGCGGUGGACGGGCGCGACCGCUGCCUGCGCACCGCCCUGCACGCCGCCGCCUGGCGCGGCCGCGCUCACGUGCUGCGCGCGUUGUUAAGGAGGGGGGCGGACCCGUCCGCCGUGUGUACGCAAGGGGCUACGCCGCUUGGUAUCGCAGCUCAGGAAGGUCACGAGGAGUGUGUGCUGUGGUUAUUACAGCAUGGAGCUGAUCCGCUACAGGCUGAUCAUUGUGGUCGGACCCCAGCUAAAGUAGCUUGGCGAGCGGGCCACGCGAACAUCUGCCGCCUGCUGGAGCGUUGGGCGGCGCCCUCCGCCCCCGCCGCGCCCGGCCCCGCCCCCGGCCCCGCCCCCGGCCCCGCCCCCGCGCCCGCCCUCGCGCAGGACGCCGUGCCCCGCCCGCCCAGUGCCGGCUCACCGGAAUACAAACGCCGCAGCGUGCACAGUUCCAACUCAACUAAAUCGUCGUCGAACAUGACGGGCGGUUCGGCGCGCUCGCAUUCACACCAAGAGGGCAAUGAUAAUACUCAUGAAAAGGCAAACCGCGCGCACCUCUCUCUCUCGUUUGCCCAACAAGUGGCGCGCUGUGGGCGCGGCCGACGCGACAUACCCGAACACAACGAGAUACCAGAAAACCACGCCGUCGAGAAGGACUCCAAGCUAAGGAGUUACGCGGCCAACGAGCGCGACGCGGAGCUGGGGCUGUGGUCGCGCGGCUCGCGGCGCGGCUCCGCCAGCCCGCUGUACGCGUCGCCGCCGCGCACGCCCGUCAGCGACCUCACCAGCCCCACGCAGCCGCAUCUGCUGUUCGGAUCACAGCCUCCCAGUUUGACAGCAGUACAGCCGGUGUUGACUGACACACACUUCAACAGAGACACUCACAUGAGGAUCAUACUAGGACGGGACAGCAAGCCGCCGCAGGAGAGGGAGAGCGAGGUGUGGAAAGCGAUGGGUCGCGUUGCGUGCAACCGCAUAAUGGGCAGUAUCGGGCGCGCGAAAGGCCGGAUAUUUAAGAAAACCAAAGGCAAAAGGAACGGCAUAGUGACGAAUCCAGCGAUGAGAUUGGUUGCCAACGUCAGGAAUGGUCUCGACAGUGCCGCAGCCAACAUACGUCGGACGGGCGUUGCUAUCGCAGCGAGCGCGAGUUCCGCCAACCCAGCUGUCAAAACAAACGCCUUCCAAUGGAGGAAAGAGACACCACUAUAAUACUAGCCGUAAGACAGACAGAGAUGACACUAUAUUGAACCUUUGAGGAAGAAAAGGCUACGUAAUACAGUAGCCGAGUGUGACAAUGAAGCUUUUAUAAUACAACCGUAAGAGAGAAAGAGAUGGAUAUAUAUUGCAGUGACAAGUGUAAAAAGGAUGCCGCUAUAAUUAAACAGUCAGAAAGAGAUGGAAGACACAAGAUUAGACAAGUAAGAUGAGUUUUGAAAGUAUUUUAAAAGUAGACGAAAAUAAUGAUUUCUAAAGUCAACAGAUUGAUUUCUUUUUGUGUUUUUGAGGAAGGGAGAUGCCAAUAUACAAGCUGUAGAAUGCCAUCUCGCUUCCACAGAACGAUUCUGGAAGCCUAGACAAUGUCACAUCGCAUUAGAAUGGAAAACUUCAAAUGUAUGUGAAUGACAUUCCGCUUCGACAAGUGAUGUGACUUUGACUUGUCAGUUCAAUACAUUUGAGGGAUUCGUCAGCGUUAGCGAGGAGAUGUGUGACUUGUAUCCAGGUAAACAGUUAUUUUAAAAUAAUAGGAAUGUUGUAAAAACAUUUCUGAUCUCUAAAACGAACAAAUUAAUAACAAUAAAAUUAAAAAUGCCUAACAAACGACGCAUUUAACAAAAAAAUAUGUAUUCUAUUAUUUAAAACUAGUCUUUAUGAAAGUAGUCAUAUGGUUUAGAAUCAAAAUAUAAUGUAGAAAAACAAUAUUUCAAAAAUUAUAUAUGAAACAUGAUUUCUGGACUGACAACCCUAUUGGAGUAUGUCAGUUCUUGUAGGUAUUUAUUUAUUGUAUAUGUACCUAUUAUAUUAAUUGGCAACCUUAAAUAUUGGUACUAAUUAGUAUAAGGGUCAAUUCUCACUUCAAGAACAGAAGCCUGCAGCUCUCCUUCAGCUUCUGAUAUUAUAUUUGUCGCGUUUUUUGUAUUUACACUUUUUCGAAACGUCUCGUCCGAUUGACAUGAAAUUUGGUAGAUCUGAGAAUCGUUCGUCUAUAUUCAUGUCCCCGAAUAUUAGUUUUUGGUCCAUUUUUGCUGUUUACGUUAAAAAUACAUUCAAACCUAAGUUUUCAAUCUUAUACGAUCAUUCUUAUUUUUUACCUGGCUGAACCAUGUUUUCUGCGUCAGCUAGUGUAAUUAAAUAUUAUCAGCCUGUAUAAGGUCCACAGCUGGGAAAAUUAAUUAUGAACCUUAAUUCAAGUAGAUAAGAAUCAAUAUGAUUUGUAAUAUGAUUAGUAAGACUCUGCUGGCUACUGCACUUUUUGUGUGAAUUACCCUAAAAUAAUGAUUUAAUUGUAAUAUUUUUCUUUGACCAUACAUGUAACAAAGAUUUAUCUGAAAUAAUAAUUAUAUUCUUCUGAUACGUACACUGUAUAGAAAACUUAAUACUUUCUAAGGCAACAAGACAUAGUAUUCAUAAUGAAAAACAAUGGCGUUGAUUUCAAAAAAAAUAUAUUGCUUUCCUAUUCCUAGAAAAGGAUAGCAAUAGAUAAUAGGUGACUUCAAAAUAAUGAACCUAGUUCCUGUUAUAACCAGAGAACUAUUUUACUAGCCAAUUUUUUUUAGGAUUUGUCUGUUUGGUAGUAAUACUUAUACAACUUUUGAAUAACUAAUACCGAUUUUUAAAUAUAAAGUAUAACUAGAAUUCUUAAAUCACUGCGAGUCCGCUGCGUUUUUUAAACCACGUUGAAAUAUCUGAAAGCAAAUUUCCUUUCACACUAAAUAAAAAGCUGGUAUUUCUUUUGGGUUUAGUUAAAAAAAUCCUGUUUAAAAACUUCGUCUAGACUAUUAACUAUGUAACAAGUUAAAAGGAAUAAGCGCCAUUGUUCACACGACUCUACAAUUAAAACGCGAUGAUGAGGUGGAAACGAUUCGUAAGUUACAGAAUAGCUGUUGUACAAUAACUGUUGUUAUAGAACGUAUUGUGUAGUUUUAAAGUCGUAAAGUAUGUCUGUUAAAUAAAAGACUCAUUAAGAAAUU
This is a messenger RNA of Trichoplusia ni (cabbage looper), 9597 nucleotides long. RefSeq names its product ankyrin repeat domain-containing protein 50. The coding region runs from base 1913 to 7618 and encodes 1901 amino acids. Lineage: Eukaryota; Metazoa; Arthropoda; Insecta; Lepidoptera; Noctuidae. Gene Ontology annotation, molecular function: protein binding. The transcript has 40 exons. The record is from RefSeq and is a predicted model, not a curated record.